CGGUUCAUUAUAUGUGCCAACUUAGCAGACUGGAACUUGAAGACACUAUAUUUUCAUUUUUAGAACUUAGAACCGUUUAGUUAAUUGCAGGAAUGAACAACGAAACGGACGACAGCGAAAGUGAUGGAACCAGCACUGAAGGCGAAUAUACGGUAGCAGGGUUUGAGCAUCCCAAGUUUGACUUCACCAGCUGGAACCCAGAGCCCCCUGCAGGGCUCCAGUUCAUGUGUCUGGUGCCUCUUAACCCCUCCUACACCAACUCUCAGCAGAGGAAGGUCACUGGAAAGAUCAGAGUGUCACAAACACACCGUCGGAAACGCAUGAAGGAACAACAAACUGGAAGGACCACUGGAAGAAAUAUUCAUGAUGAGAAAAAAUUAAGAAAUGCAGCUUCAAAAAAUGAAUAUUGUACAGUGAUUGAGUUGCUGGACAGUGGAGUUGAUCCGUGCAGCCAUGAUGAGAAGAAGAGGACUGCCCUUCACUUUGCUUCCUGUCAGGGUCAUGAGCUGAUUGUGAAGGUGUUGCUGGACAAGGGAGCAGACGUCAACCAGAAGGAUAUACUGGGAAACACUCCACUGCACCUAGCUGCAUGUACCUGCCAGGUGCCUGUUGUGUCACUCCUUCUCAAGGCAGGUCCAGACUUGGAGCUUGUGAACAAGUAUGGCACUACCCCAGUGACUCUAGCAAAGGCCAAGCUGAAGUACUUGGCUGAGAACAAGACUUAUUCUUCCAAGCAGAUCCGAGAUGAAGUUGUGCAUGUGUCAGAGAUGAUGAAAACCUACUUGGAUUUAUCAGGGUUAAAGUCAGAGUCAGAGCAAGUAGAUGAACUGUGUCAGCAGCUACAACGUACGUCAACACGAGAGCAGGUGGACAACAUCAGCUCUCUCCUGGCAGACUUUACCAGCAUGACCUUACAGAAGAAGAAUGAUCAGCACCCAGGAUGAUGUGUGGGUGUGUGUGUCUCCGUGUGUGUACGUCGUUUCAUAUGUGUGUGUCUGUGCAUGCAUGCGUGCGUGCAUGCAUGCGUGCGUGCACGCGUAUGUCUGUAUCUGCAUGUGUGUACAUAAUGUAUGUCUGGGUGUGAGAAAGUAUGUGGUAACAAGUCACAGGACCAAUAGAUAUACUUAGUCACAGUGUAAUGCAUAUCAGUAUAGUAGAGCUCAAAUACCAUUUGACAACAAAAAUUAUUCAAACACUACUAGGCAGUCAUAUUCAUGAACACCUAAAAUUACAUUAUUUAGAUGACCCUGCAGCCAAUAUUUGGCAUAUUGAUCUACCGUGCCUAAGUUAAACAAUCUCGCAAAAGUCAUUUAGACCAGUAAUGAAUAAACUGAUAAACGUUUGAAGACAGAUCACAGUAGACUUCUGAUCCAACCUUCAAAUGUUCAGUGUUGAUUACCCAGACAAAAUGUUCUGCAACACUUCACUUACCAAUAUCUUUGUGUACCAAGACACAAGGACAUAAAGCACCUUUAAUAUGAUUCUAGUUUCACUAAACAUGAAGACUAUAUGCUUGUUGUAUGUAUGUAUGCCUGUUUUUGGUGGCAGCAAGUUACUCCAACAAUGUUAUUACAAUGCUACUGCAUUAUGAGGGUGGAACGUGACCAUUAAUGUGUAACAUAGGUCAAAACUUGUAAAAAGUCUGAAGGGACAAGAUCCAUUUUAGUUAUUUUAUGUAAACAAUUUGUCUGGAAUAUUUUGAAUUUGACAAACAUACCUAAAGGUUUGAGAAACCUGUGCUUUCUAAAACUAGUUUUAGUAGUAUGGAUAUUUAUGGCAUUUUCAUGGCAGAACUAAACAUAGAAACAUCUUUGUGUUUCACAUUUACUUAGGUCUUGAUUCCAGAGCCAAAUCAACCCCUGGGGGUUCCAGGUUAGAAAUGGCCCUAAGCAACAUAAGCUGGUUGUGAUAGGAAAUUUAAUGGAUGGUCGUGACUUGGUUGAUUGUGUGUCAACAUACUCCUAUGGCAUGGAUCGUUGCUCACAGUAUCAGUCACUGGAUUGUCUGGUCCAGGCUGGAUUAUUUAGAGGGCACUGGCAUAUAGCAGCAAUAUAGCUGAGUGAUGCAUUAAACAACAAACGCACAACUUCGCACAUGGAGCCUGAUCAUCAGAUUCGCUGUACUUCUAUUUUAUUGUUACUUGCAAGUUUAGUUAACUGUCACAGAAUUGUGAACAUAUUUGUACUUUUGUUCCUUAUAGGCUUUUGAAAAUUCACAAUCUUUUUGAAUGAAUAUCUUAUAUUUGUAUAAGAUAUAUUGUAUUUCUUAUGUAUUAUUCAAAGUUAUAUCUUGCUUGUUUAUGCACAAAGUUGUAUUUCACCCUUGUGAAACCUGAUGGUCACUCAUUACAAGGAGGAUCUGCAUUUGAUUCUGUUUUCAUGUUGAGCAAUAGCCUUGCACAGAAGAGGCUUGUCAUUUGUUUAAUUGUCUUCAUGAACUUGAAAAAGUAGGAUCAUUUAAGGGCUGUGACUAGAUUGCUGGCCUAUGAGACUGAAAGACUUUAAGUUACCACGAAGGUAUUGACAUUGCUGAAGAAGUAUUUACAUGUAUAUCACUUUUAUACAUAUUUGUUGUGUAUUGUAUAUGAAACAAAUAUAUAAUUGAAAGUA
Molecule: messenger RNA, 2609 nt
Organism: Haliotis rubra (blacklip abalone)
Lineage: Eukaryota; Metazoa; Mollusca; Gastropoda; Lepetellida; Haliotidae
Product: ankyrin repeat domain-containing protein 54-like
Exons: 7
Coding region: 93-944 (283 amino acids)
Molecular function (GO): protein binding
Source: RefSeq, a predicted model, not a curated record